Molecule: messenger RNA, 1530 nt
Organism: Arachis stenosperma
Lineage: Eukaryota; Viridiplantae; Streptophyta; Magnoliopsida; Fabales; Fabaceae
Exons: 3
Coding region: 1-1530 (509 amino acids)
Biological process (GO): DNA integration
Molecular function (GO): RNA-DNA hybrid ribonuclease activity; nucleic acid binding
Source: RefSeq, a predicted model, not a curated record
AUGGCGGAUUUUUUGGUUGAAGUAACAGGAGACCCAGGCGAAGACAUGGGUACACGGUGGAAGCUCCAUGUGGACGGAGCCUCCAACCAGACCUUCGGAGGAGCCGGGAUCAUCCUAGAAAGUCCAAACGGGGUCGUAUACGAACAGUCGGUCAGAUUCGAGUUUCCCAUCUCGAACAACCAAGCAGAAUACGAAGCCCUCAUAGGAGGCUUGACCCUAGCAACAGAGGUCGGCGCAAAAAGGCUGGAAGUAUGCAGCGAUUCCCAAGUCGUCACUUCCCAAGUAAACGGCAGCUAUCAAGCCAAGGACCCCUUGUUGCAGAACACGAAGCCAGGGGAGGGAAACCGGUCUCUCAUCCAAGGCAUGACAAGGGAACCUGCAAUUGCACUACACAUAACAACCCUAAGUUCUUCAUGGCUAGACCCCAUCACCAACUACCUAGAACACGGCCAAGUCCCUGGUGACGAAAAGGAUGCGGUGAAAUUAAGGAGGAAAGCGGCCAAAUACGCCGUCAUCCAAGGACAGCUGUUCAGAAAAGGGCUCAGCCAACCCCUACUGAAGUGCCUACACCCCGACCAAACGGACUACGUCCUCAGGGAAGUCCACGAGGGCUGCUGUGGGCACCACAUCGGAGGAAAAGCCCUAGCAAGGAAGUUGAUCCGAGCUGGGUACUACUGGCCGUCGAUGAUGGCAGAUUCCAAAGAGUUUGUCAAAAAGUGCAUAAAGUGCCAACAGAACGCCAACUUUGCCAAGGCACCGGCAAACGAGUUGAGCUUGCUGACGACUUCCCGGCCGUUCGCUCAGUGGGGAAUCGACCUCUUAGGGCCCUUCCCUGUCGGCCCUGGGCAGGUGAUAACACGGUUCGGGAUACCAGAAGUCGUCAUCUCGGACAACGGCACACAAUUUGCUGACAAAAAGUUCACAGAAUUUCUCAACGGCCUAGGUAUAAGGCAAAGGUUCUCUUCGGUAGAACACCCUCGGACGAACGGACAAGUGGAGUCCGCCAACAAGGUUAUCCUUUCAGGGCUAAAGAAGAGGUUGGACAACAAAAAGGGUGCUUGGGCCGACGAGCUGGCAUCGGUCCUCUGGUCUUAUCGAACAACCGAGCAAUCCUCCACCAAGGAAACCCCUUUCCGACUAACGUACGGGGUGGAUGCAGUAAUACCCGUGGAGAUCGGUGAACCGAGCCCGCGAUUGCUUUUGAAAGGAGUAGAGGAAACUGUAGAAAAGGACCUGAUAGAUGAAGCCCGGGAAAUGGCCCAUUUGACGGAAACAGCGCUAAAACAAAGAAUAGCUCUGCGCUACAACACCAAAGUGCUCAAGAGGGACUUUGAGCCUGACGACCUCGUCCUGAGACGGAAUGAUAUCGGCCUGCCGACCCCCGGAGAAGGCAAGCUAGCGGCAAACUGGGAAGGCCCUUACAGAGUAAAAAAGGUGAUGGGAAAAGGAGCCUUUAAGUUAGAAAGGCUCGAUGGCAAGGAGGUCCCGAGGACAUGGAACGCGGACAACCUUAGAAGAUUCUACUCCUAG